GAAAUGAGAUCGCACAUAAGUAUGAAUCGAGAUCGCGAUUUUCUAACGAUUAAUCGUGCAGCCCUACUCAGUAGUUAGUCAGGUUCUAGUCUGUUAACAUUUAGGUGCUUUAAUAAUGCCUUCUUCUCCAAUAAAUGCAAGAUGGUGUGUUGCUUUUGAUAUUAUAUAUCUGAAUAUGAGUAUAAAGAUUCUUUAGGAAUAGGCAAGAUUUCUAUUUUCAUUUUUACUCUUGGAAUUUGGGGUAGUUGAAGGUGGGAGGUUAAAGGCACAUGGGGAGAACAAACGAGGAAUGCAUUGAAACCUUCCCUUAUCCAUAUAAGAUAAUUAGGUUAUUGUUAUUGUUCCUAUUAUUAUUUAUAGUCAGAACUGUAAACAUUACCAGAAGUCUUUUCAGGAUAUCAGCUGGCUGCACCAGAAGCCGAAACACUGUUCCUCUGAAGCUACAUUAUCAGAAGAUUGGGUCUGAUACGUUUGUUAGGGCCUAAAUAUUCAACUUAAAUGUAAUCAAAUAUUUAACCAUUCAGAUCGUGCCCUGCCCCUCCCCCUGGGAAAGGCUCCAGUCUACUUUGAAUAGUAUCGUACUGCUUUGCUAAGAACAGCUUGCUCUCAUGGUGCAGGCACCAUGUGUUCUAAAGAGAGUGAAGUGAAGAAAGUAAGAGACCGUCUGUUGCUUCUUUCUCUCUACAUCAUCAUUUUAUAUGGAAAUGUGCAAGCCUCACAGUGCAAGCUUUAAUUCGUGUACUUGAUUUUGACUCAGCUCACUGGGUAAAGCUUCGAUUGACCCCACCAAACAACUCACAAAAAUUAUAUUCAGAUCAUCUCGAAGGUUUCUUAGUUUGUUGUUGACCGUUUUGUUGUUUCAGGGUGUGGAAUAUAUUUCCGGGGUGAAGGUUCCCUGCAUGUAGACUCCGAAUGGAAAUUUUCCCUCAGGUUGACUCGCAUAUUGUACCCAUAUUCGUGCACACUGUACUGCUAGGUAAACAGUAAACAGCUCACAUGGCUGAAGCAAUGUCCAUUAAACAUUAAAAUGAAGACUAUGGUCUCUUUGGGAGUGUUUUUUUUCCUGUGCUGGUUCCUCAUUUAGAUUCGAUCAGAUAAACGGUUCUUGCAACAAGAUCCAGAAUUUGAUAAGGACUCUCAAAGCCACAACAGAGCAUGUCUGGCUGUGGAUGGGUUUAUUUAAAUAUUGGAUCAGUGAGAGAAGACUAUAGUGUGCAGUCCCCGAGGUUCUCAUUGUUCACGUCACAUAAAAGUACUGUUAGAGGAUGACGCAACUAUUCUCUAAAGCCAGCUUUGUGAAUUCUUUCCCUGCUGUAGAUCUCUCCCAUGGAUAGUACACUCUGUGUCAGCAUAGAAACCCAGUGUGCCACUCAGACUGUGUCACAGCAAAGCUCUGUUGAACGCAGCGGUCGUUGACUCAUCGGUAACGCCUACCACAGCUCCUGCCCCAUAAUGCCAAGUGGCAUUUGAUUAGGCAAGAUCAAAAAUAAUCAGAGACAUGUUCUUCAUAAUGUCCUUUAUAAAGCUCAAACCACAUCCAUAUCUAUCGAAUAAAAUUUUUUGUAUCACAGAGCUCAAGUUCGUCUAACCUUUGACCCUUCCUUGACUUCACGAUGCCCGUUUAGUGUCUUUAUUUUGCCGCAAAAUCCUAACGCAACCUUAAUACACAAAUCUUUUCAUUUUGUCACUUAGGUGUUAAUAAGAUAGGUGCAAUGGCAGGCAGGAGGACUUAGUUACAGAUUCUGUGACGCGGCCUGUGGUUGUUUAUCAGGUGCAUGUGUGUUUGGGGAGCCCUUUGUACUCUUCAGAGCAGAUAAAAGUCCGAAGCGUUGGUUCAGUGGUGUCACACAGUCGAGGAAAUCCUGCACUGUUGCCUUCAAUUUGUUAAUGAGACUUGCCAGAAUUCCUGAAUUCUUAGAAAACUGAGACAUGUAGAGUACAUCAUGAGUUUAUCUUGGCUACUGGAGACAGACAGCAAGUCGCUGCGCUCCAUGAAUGGCUCCAGGCGAAACAGUGGCUCAUCCCUGGUGUCCAGUUCCUCCGCCUCAUCCAACCUCUCCCACCUGGAGGAGGACUCAUGGAUCUUGUGGGGGCGAAUUGUCAAUGAGUGGGAGGAAGUGCGCAAGAAGAAAGAGAAGCAGCUUAAGGAUCUUGUUAGGAAAGGGGUUCCUCAUCAUUUUCGAGCUAUAGUGUGGCAGCUGUUGUGUAAUGCCCAGAAUAUGCCCAUCAAGGAUCAGUACUCAGAAUUAUUAAAGAUGACGUCACCCUGCGAAAAGCUCAUACGCAGAGACAUCGCUCGCACUUAUCCCGAACACGAGUUCUUCAAGGAGAAAGACAGCUUGGGUCAGGAAGUGCUCUUCAAUGUCAUGAAGGCAUAUUCUCUGGUGGACCGUGAGGUCGGCUAUUGUCAGGGAAGUGCGUUCAUUGUGGGUCUGCUGCUCAUGCAGAUGCCCGAAGAGGAAGCAUUCUGCGUGUUUGUGAAGUUGAUGCAGGACUACAGAUUACGAGAACUCUUCAAACCCAGCAUGGCUGAGCUGGGACUCUGCAUGUAUCAGUUUGAGUACAUGAUCCAGGAGCAACUCCCAGAGCUUCAUAUACAUUUCCAAGCUCAGAGCUUUCAUACCUCCAUGUAUGCCUCUUCUUGGUUCCUCACCAUCUUCCUCACCUCCUUCCCUUUGCCCGUUGCUACGAGGAUCUUUGACAUCUUCAUGUGUGAGGGCCUGGAGAUUGUUUUCCGCGUGGGGCUCGCCAUCUUGCAGAUGAACCAGGCGGAACUCAUUCAGCUCGACAUGGAGGGAAUGUUACAGCACUUUCAGAAGGUCAUCCCACACCAGUUGGACAGUGGACCAGAUAAGGUCAUCCAGGCUGCUUAUCAAGUUAAAUACAAUGCCAAGAAGAUGAAAAAGUUAGAAAAAGAGUACACUACAAUCAAAACAAAAGAGAUGGAGGAACAGGUGGAGAUAAAGAGGUUGCGGACAGAGAACAGGCUUCUGAAGCAGAGGAUAGACACACUAGAGAAAGAAAGCGCUUCCUUGGCAGAUAGAUUGAUCCAGGGACAAGUGACUCGAGCUCAAGAGGCAGAGGAAAACUACCUGGUCAAACGGGAGCUGGCUACAGUCAAACAGCAGAGCGAGGAGGCCGGUGCUCAGCUGGAGCAGGCCAAGAAAACCAUCAAGCAGCUCCAGCAGCAGCAGCAGCCACAAGGGAAAGGACCCCCACGCUUCUCUGAGGAGUCCGUCCUGCAGCUGGAGAGAGAGCUCGUGCAGGCCCGACUAAAGGAAGCAGAGUCCCAGUGUGCACUCAAGGAAAUGCAAGACAAGAUUCUCGAUAUGGAAAAAAGGAACACAUCGCUACCAGAUGACACCAAUGUGGCGCGGCUGCAAGAAGAGCUGAUCGGGGUGAAGUUGAGAGAAGCGGAGGCGCUGACUGGACUGAAAGAGCUGAGACAGCAGGUUAGAGAUCUGGAGGACCACUGGCAGCGUCACUUGGCACGCACCGCUAGCCGCUGGAAGGACAGUCCUAAGAAGAACACCAUGAGCGAGCUGCAGGACGAGUUGAUGAGCGUCAGGCUACGUGAGGCCGAGGCUCAGGCAGAGCUUCGAGAGAUGCGGCAAAGGAUGUUGGAGCUGGAGACACAGAAUCAGAUUCACAACAACCAGCUGCGUCGAGCAGAGCAGGAGAGUCGCUCUCUGCAGGAGCGCGUGCAGAAACUGACAACACAAAACAAAGAUCUGAACGUGCAACUGCAAGAAAUCAAGAGGAGACAAGCUGAGAUUGAAUGCAAGAGCAAGGAAGAAGUAAUGGCAGUGAGGCUGAGGGAAGCUGACAACAUUGCUGCUAUGGCUGAACUCCAGCAACAGAUCUCUGAGCUCGAGAUUCAGAAAGAAGAAGGAAAGGUCCAAGGCCAGCUGAACCACACAGAUUCGAGCCAGUACAUCCGCGACCUCAAAGACCAGAUAGCAGAGCUACAACAUGAGAUUCGCUGCUUAAAAGGACAGAGGGGGCGCUUGGCCAAUCAGCCCACUUUUGAUGGGAUCCAUAUUGUCAACCACUACAGGGCGGAUGAUGAGUCUUACCAGUCUUCGGACGACGAUGGGGUCAAGGUCUCCCCCCAGCAGAGGAGCCGUAUCAAACUACACCCCAAACUCGAGGACACCGACAGCGAUGAGGAGGAGGAGGACGGAGAGGCCCUGCGGAUCUCUGUUCCUCAGAGCAGCAGCCACAAGACCACCUCCGUGUGAGCGGCGCCCGCCGGCUGCUGAAGUGGAGACGGAGGCUGUCAGCACUAACUGUGGAAGAGAGGGUCAUCCAGCAAACCAUUUCAGAGGAGACUCCUGAACUUGAAGAAUGAAAUGCAUCAUCAUCAUUUGAUAUCCUGAGAAUCACACGUGGAUUUAGUUUUCUUUACCUUCCUUUUGCAGUUUUUUUCUUGUUGUUGUUUUGGGGGGGUUUUGUGAGUAAAGCCAGAAGCUCAGCCUGAACCUCAGUAGAGGCUCAAAUCACGUGGAGCGUCUCAGACUCUACUGGGCCACAGAGACCUGACAAAGAGGAGGAGAAGGGAGAUCUCAGUCUAUCACUCCUGACCGCUUCUUCUAGGUACAACACAGAAAAAGAGACUGUGCAA
Haplochromis burtoni (Burton's mouthbrooder) is the source of this 4624-nucleotide messenger RNA. It is a transcript of the gene evi5b, whose product is annotated as ecotropic viral integration site 5b. The transcript is spliced from 19 exons. The record is from RefSeq and is a predicted model, not a curated record. Lineage: Eukaryota; Metazoa; Chordata; Actinopteri; Cichliformes; Cichlidae. The coding region runs from base 1944 to 4241 and encodes 765 amino acids.